AAAGUUUGCGAUUCGUUUCUUUAUCUAUUAAUAUUUCGUAAGUCUAUGUACGAAAACAUAUUCGAAGAUGGCGUCGCUCAUUGACAACUACGAACAACAAUACGCUGUUUUGACAGCUGACAUCACUGCGAAAAUUGGGAGAAUAAGAGUUCAAAGCGGUAGUGAGAAAAGAGCAUUUAUUCAAGAUGUUGAUCGGGAAAUCGAAGAAGCACAAGAAUUGCUUGAGCAAAUGGAAUUGGAAGUUCGUGGGAUGAGUGGAAAUGCCCGUGACCGUUUACGUGGUCGUGUGGAAAGUCAUAGGGCAGAAUUAAAACGAUUAACGCAAGAAUUUCAGUCAGCGAAAAGACCAAAAGAGGAUGGUAUUGAUAUAGGUGCGGAAGAGUCAUGGGAGAGCAGUGUAACAGAAGAUCAAAAGAAAAGAUUAUUAGAUGCUUCUGACAAAAUAGAUAGAACUGGAAGAACAUUGCAGAAUGGUUAUCGCAUGGUAUUAGAGACUGAGGAAAUUGGUUCGCAAGUUUUAAAAGACUUACAUGAUCAAAGAGAAACGAUACAGAGAGGUCGAGGAAGGUUACGAGACACAGAUGCAGAACUAGGACGUGGAUCUCGCUUAUUAUCAGGGAUGAUUAUGCGAAGUCUUCAACAAAGAUUAAUUUUAGCAGUAGUAGCUUUAGCAUUAAUAAUAGUAAUGUGUUUUGUGGUGUAUUAUAGUUUUAAGUCUAAGAGUUAAGAAAACAAGGAAAAAAGAAAGAAAAAAGAGAACAAAGAAACAAAACAAAAAGCAAAUAUAGGGCUUUGUGUUCAACGGAUCGAUUGUAAGGCAUAUUUAUAAUAAUUAGUAAAUUUGCGAUAUUAUUUUUACCAAAUGCAACACAAUUGUUAAUAGAUAAUUAUUAAAUUAUAAAAAUUACACGCGCGUACGUGGAAUGUCGUCUUAAUGUAAUUCCAUUCUUCUUUUUUUCUUUUUUUUUUUUUUUCACAUUGCUUAUAAUAUUCUGCGCGCAAUUGUUAUUUGAUAUUGUAUCGAUAGUAAAUUAUAUAUCUCAGAAUUUCUUAUAUUUAUGAAUGUAUACAAUAACAAAAAAGUUCCAACCAUA
Vespa mandarinia (Asian giant hornet) is the source of this 1094-nucleotide messenger RNA. It is a transcript of the gene Vti1a, whose product is annotated as Vesicle transport through interaction with t-SNAREs 1a. Lineage: Eukaryota; Metazoa; Arthropoda; Insecta; Hymenoptera; Vespidae. The record is from RefSeq and is a predicted model, not a curated record. Gene Ontology annotation, cellular component: SNARE complex; ER to Golgi transport vesicle membrane; Golgi apparatus. Gene Ontology annotation, molecular function: SNARE binding; SNAP receptor activity. Gene Ontology annotation, biological process: vesicle fusion with Golgi apparatus; Golgi to vacuole transport; intra-Golgi vesicle-mediated transport.